UUCCAGAUUAUUUUACUGAAGAUUUCUUUAAUGUUUUUUGUAAGGAUCGUCCCGAUUACAGAUGGAUGAUAAUCGGCCCAGCUCGUUCGGGCUCCACGUUCCAUAAAGAUCCAAAUUCGACAUCUGCUUGGAACGCCGUAAUUACCGGUUCUAAAAAGUGGAUAAUGUAUCCACCCAACAUUCUUCCACCAGGUGUUUUCACGAGUCCUGAUGAAUCCGAAGUAACAGCACCAGUGUCCUUGAUGGAAUGGUAUGCAAAUUAUUAUGAAAAGACCCAAAAAUCAAAUCAAAAGCCAUUGGAAGGAAUUUGUCAUGCUGGUGAAAUUAUUUUUGUACCAAAUGGAUGGUGGCAUAUGGUUGUGAAUCUGGAAGAUUCUAUUGCUAUUACACAAAAUUUCGUAGGUUCUCAUAAUUUACCAAACGUAUUGCAAUUUCUUCGCGACAGGCCGGAUCAAAUCUCGGGAUUUUCAUCAAAAAUAUGGCCAUGCCAUGAAGAAAUUUACAAUGCGUUCUGCGAAAAAUUUCGAAAAGCUUAUCCCGGUGUACUGGAGAAACUUGAAACAGCUGAUGAUUCCUUAAAUGAGUUUGCAAAAUCCAGUGAACUUGCGUCAUCGGUAUGGAACAAAAUCAAGAACUGUGAUGGUCAGAAUGGAUUUACUUUUGGAUUUUCG
Acaulospora morrowiae is the source of this 671-nucleotide messenger RNA. The record is from the annotation of a GenBank genome assembly. NCBI's taxonomy places the organism in Eukaryota, Fungi, Glomeromycota, Glomeromycetes, Diversisporales, Acaulosporaceae.